AUGAUCGAAUCCAUUGUGCCGGCCAUUGUCAAUAACUGGCCCAUAGCGCUGGCCGUUGUUGUUGUGGGCUAUUUACUCAGCAAUUAUUUCAAACAUGGCCUCAACAAGUAUCCCGGACCAGUGUUGGCUAGAUUUACGGAUUGGUGGAGGUUUUUUGACGUAUAUGGCCGACGACCAGACAUCACACACCUCAAAUUGCAUCGCAAGCAUGGAGAUGUUGUCAGACUCGGACCAAAUUCCCUCUCGUUUGCAAGUCCUAAGGCGUUGAAGACCAUCUAUGGCCUGAACAAGGGAUUUACCAAGUCUGGAUUCUAUCCAGUACAACAGGGCGUCAGCAAGGGCAAACGACUGCCUUCGCUUUUCUCCACGACAGACGAGUCAUACCAUGCAAACCUUCGCAGAUCCGUGAAUAACGCAUUCUCGAUGAGCCAGUUGGUCCAGUAUGAGCCUGGCGUCACCGAAUGUGUCGAGGUUUUCCUGGAUCAGACGGAGAAACUCUAUGCCAGGACCGACAAGGUCUGUGAUUUUGCAGAAUGGCUUCAGUAUUUUGCAUUCGACGUCAUUGGGUACAUCACAUACAGUAAGCGACAUGGCUUCAUCGAGAGAAAUGAGGAUGUCGACGGCAUGAUCGCAUACCUCGGGAGGCUAUUCUCCUAUGUGGCUCCGAUCGGACAAAUGCCCUGGCUAGACCUACUAUUUUUGAAAAAUCCACUGGUUCUCUUGCUUGAUCGACUUGGAGUCAAGCUCUUUGCAUUUCCGGUUGCGACGUUUGCCGUUCAGCGAAUGCAGGAGAGGCUGAAGGAAAUGGAGGCGCAGGGCGUCGAGAAGGGAACCGAGAAGCCAGAUCUACUGUCAAUGUUCCUCAAGGCGCAAAAUGACCGCCCGGAGUUUAUGACCGAUGAGAGGGUUCUUACCAUGGCGAUAUCGAUGGCGUUCGCUGGGUCCGAGACUACAGCUAUCAGUUUGGCAGCUGUGUUUUACUAUCUCCUCCGCAACCCCCGAUGCUAUCAGAAAUUGAUGCAAGAAUUGGACGAAGCUGUCGAAGAAGGGAGGAUUGCCGAUACACCUACAGGAACGAUCACGUGGGCCGAAUCCCAACAACUCCCUUACCUUGACGCGUGCAUCAAAGAAGCGUUUAGAAUGCACCCGGCUGCAGGAUUGCCGCUGGAAAGAAUCACACCGCCGCAGGGGAUUGAAAUCGAUGGACACUUCGUCCCCGGAGGCACGAUUGUCGGCUGCAAUGCGUGGGUUAUCCACAAACGCGAAGAAGUUUUCGGAUCCCAGAUCGACAGCUAUAUUCCCGAGAGGUGGCUUAAUGUUGGAAAGGAGCAGCUGAAGGAGAUGAACGGCACUCUGUUCCAGUUCGGGGCCGGCGCCAGAACCUGCAUCGGAAAGAACAUCAGUUUGCUGGAGAUGUACAAGUUGGUUCCGGCGUUCUUACGUCGAUUCGAGGUUCGUUUCGAUAAUCCCAACAAGGACUGGAAACUACACAACGCUUGGUUUGUCAAAGAGCACGACUUCUACUGCCGCUUCAAGCCCCGGAAGAUGCGAUAA
This is a messenger RNA of Fonsecaea multimorphosa CBS 102226, 1554 nucleotides long. RefSeq lists its product as uncharacterized. Gene Ontology annotation, molecular function: oxidoreductase activity, acting on paired donors, with incorporation or reduction of molecular oxygen; iron ion binding; heme binding. The transcript has 6 exons. Bases 1 to 1554 code for a protein of 517 amino acids. NCBI's taxonomy places the organism in Eukaryota, Fungi, Ascomycota, Eurotiomycetes, Chaetothyriales, Herpotrichiellaceae. The record is from RefSeq and is a predicted model, not a curated record.